Messenger RNA from Pieris brassicae (large cabbage white), 1747 nucleotides. It is a transcript of the gene Rab7, whose product is annotated as ras-related protein Rab-7a. The transcript has a single exon. Lineage: Eukaryota; Metazoa; Arthropoda; Insecta; Lepidoptera; Pieridae. Gene Ontology annotation, molecular function: GTP binding; GTPase activity. Gene Ontology annotation, cellular component: late endosome; lysosome; phagocytic vesicle. The record is from RefSeq and is a predicted model, not a curated record. Bases 121 to 747 code for a protein of 208 amino acids. Gene Ontology annotation, biological process: phagosome-lysosome fusion; endosome to lysosome transport.
AGAUGACGCAUAUUUUGUGGUGAAGUGUGUCAAAAGUAAUUUCCUACCUUCAGUUUUUAUUACAGACAAAGAGAGUAGUAAUUUUUGUUUUACAACAACUUGUGAAAAUUUUUGUGCACUAUGUCUUCGAGAAAAAAGGUUCUUUUAAAGGUAAUAAUUCUAGGCGAUAGUGGGGUUGGCAAAACUUCGCUUAUGAAUCAGUUUGUCAACAAGAAAUUUUCCAAUCAGUACAAGGCUACCAUAGGCGCAGAUUUUCUCACGAAGGAGGUAAUUGUUGAUGACAGGAUUGUCACAAUGCAAAUUUGGGAUACAGCAGGUCAAGAGCGUUUUCAAUCAUUGGGGGUGGCCUUCUACCGUGGUGCGGAUUGCUGCGUAUUAGUGUUUGACGUAACGGCCCCUAACACGUUCAAGUCCUUGGAGAGCUGGCGAGAUGAAUUCUUGAUACAAGCAUCGCCUCGUGACCCUGACCACUUCCCGUUUGUCAUCCUAGGUAAUAAAGUGGAUUUGGAUAAUCGUGCCGUUUCUGCAAAACGUGCUCAGCAGUGGUGUCAGAGUAAAAAUGAUAUACCUUAUUUUGAAACCAGUGCUAAAGAAGCUGUCAAUGUAGAAUUAGCAUUCCAAACCAUUGCUCGUAAUGCAUUGGCACAGGAAACAGAGGCAGAACUGUAUAAUGAGUUUCCAGAUCAAAUUAAACUGAAUGCCAAUGAUAACAAUCGCAACAGGGAUGGAGACAACUGUGCUUGCUAGACAUUCAUAUGAAAACUCCACAUAUAGCAAAUAUUUUAAGUGUCCCACUAUUUUAUAUAAAGUUGAUACAAUAAUUAUUUUUAUCAUAAGCUAUUAUUAUUUCAGUACUUGUAACAUUAUGUAAAAAUGUACAGGAUUGAUAAAGACACUCUUAAUUAGCUAAUUAUGAUAUUCAAUAUACAUUUUAUGACCUACCUUGCACUUUAAAUGUGUUUGGUUUAACUAUGUUGAAUUUAGAAAUUGCCUAAGAAAUAUCUUGUCUAUUAUAUUGCAUUUCACUGAUAUCUUUAAACCCAGUGGGAAAGCAUAUAUUAUUCCUAAUUUUCUUUGCAAAAGUUUAUUUGUAAUGUUAACAAAUAUAUAUAUAUAUAUAAUUUGUGGAAAUAUUAAGACACCUGUAUCUCAUCUCUUGUUCAAAAACUAACAUUUUUGUCCUCCAAACAUACUCAUACUUAAAAGAUCUGCUAAAGGCAAUAAUUUAAAUAAAGAUAUGUUAAAAUAAAACAAAAUUGGAACAUUUUUAUUUUACCGUAUAUUUCUGUAUAUAUUUGAAUUUUAUAGCACUAGAUGUAAGUAGUUAAUGAUGUUAGACCAUUGAGAGAGUUACUCAGCAUUUUUAUAACUCAUAAUGUUAGGCACUAUGGGGUGAUCUGUUAAAAACUUAAGGGUACAACUUGGAGAUAGCUCCAUAUUCUUUUUAAUAUAAGCUAAUAUGUGUGUUAUAGUUUGGCUAAUUUGCACUGUCACAGAAAGGCCUUUCGUUAAGACUGUGGAUGAUCAUUGGAUAAUUCAUUGGAUUUUAUAUAAAUUAUUAAGGUUUGCUCCCAAUUUUGUUAUGUUUUACUGUGGGCUUUAGCUAUUAUUAAUUAGUUAAAGUGUUUAUUAAUACAACUAAUAAAUAUAUCACUAGGUAUUUAGUUAUAUUAUUAAUAGCAUAUAACAUUAUGCUGUAAUAAUGUUUGCUUUUAAUUUUGUAUCAAUAAAUUUGAAAAAUCCCUUA